Molecule: messenger RNA, 1444 nt
Organism: Lactuca saligna
Lineage: Eukaryota; Viridiplantae; Streptophyta; Magnoliopsida; Asterales; Asteraceae
Source: the annotation of a GenBank genome assembly
AUGAAGAGAUGUGUGGGGAUGAUGAGUACAGGAGCUCGUAUUCAGGUGAUACCACUACACCCACCCCCUGGUGAUACUUCAACAGAGAGGACAGUACAGAUAGAUGGAUCCAGUGAGCAGAUUGAGGCUGCAAAACAGUUGGUUAAUGAAGUAAUCAGUGAGAAUCGUCCGAGAAACUCAAUGGGAAGCGGUGGAGGAGGAUAUUCACAGCAGGCUACCAAGCUUGACCCCAUAGAAACACCUGGGCCCCACCCGCACCCCAAAUGCAACAAGAAGGCUAUGGUUACAUGCAACCAGGUGCAUACCCCGGUCAACCCUCUCAAUACUCCCAACCCCAAUACGGAGGCUACCCUCGUUCAGCCGGAUAUGCCGCCGGAUGGGACCAGUCCGGUCAGCAAACCGCACCGGGAGCUGGGAGCUGUUGCUGCUGGUGGUUAUGAUUACUACAACCAGCAACGAGCUCCCCAAACCCAACCACCUGGCGGCACCGUGGCGGCAGCAGUCGGGUCUGGUUAUGGGUACAGUCAUCAGGGUCAAGGUUACGAUCAAGAUGGGUAUGGUGGGUACUCGCAAUCUGAUGGUCAAACUAGUCAAACUGGUUCAUAUGGUGGACAAGGUGAUACCACUGUUGCUCAAGCUCCACCACCUGCAUCUGGAGCUCAAUCUGGUUAUGUUCAGCCUCCACCGCCUGCUGCUGCAUCAUAUGGUUCCUAUGGGGCUCAGCCGCCUUCUGGGUAUGGUGGAUAUGGACAGAAGCCUCUUGUUACUCCACCGGCUUAUGGACAGUCGCCGCCACAACAGUCUCCUAAUGCUGCCCCACAAGGUGGUGGCUAUGCCCAACCAGCUCCUUAUAGUGGUUAUGGGCAGGCGGAUGCAAGCGGUCAGCACCCUCCUUACGGUGGUGUUGCUGCUAGGGUAGCAGUGGUGGUGGUGGUGCGGUUGCUAAAGCUUCACCUCAGCAGAGUUGAUGAUCAGGCACACUUACUGGAUGGGCGGGCAAGUGUUGGUGCAAGUGUCGAUUCAGCCAGGCAAAACCUGGCAGCUACAUUUACGAAUGAUUUUGUAAAUGUUGGCUUUGGUCAGGAUAAACUAAAGAGGUUCAUAUGGCCUUAGAGUUGGAGAACUAAAGUUGAUCUUGCAUUAGGAGAUAUACAUGUUGCAAAGUGUAUCAAGUCUGACUACCCAUGUGUCCCAUUGGAGGAAGCUCAAGGCAAUAUAGAUAUUUUGAGCAAGUUCAUAGAUUUAGAGUUCUUGAAUGGUGUUACUAAGGAAGAGUGGAGACAAGUGAGGCACACAUUUAAAAAAAUCAGCACAAAUCUUGUUUAUAGUGAGGCACACAUUAGGUUAUCAGAACUAUUAGUUUGUAAAUUUCUGUUACAACUCUACUGAUUUGUUUUAUCUUUAAUGGUACGAUUAUUUGUAUGACAUUAAAUUUUAUGCAAUG